ACACAGAAGACGACUGAGAACCAGAGAACAACAGAAACAAGCGAGUUUAUAUUUUUAACUGGAGAAACGGUGUCCCCCAGCAGCGAUCAAACUGGAUUUAUACUAUACAUGGGCAUUAUCUCUAUCUUCUGCUGCUCAGAAACAGUUUUCAACCACACAGAAGAUGCAUGAUUUCCAUUCACUGCAGACAACAGAGCCACUCAACAGAUUCACGUAAUAGCCAUCCCUCUUUCAGGCAUGAAGACUGUUGCCAGGCUGCGCUACUGGCCGACAUCUGUGUACCCGAGCAAACAGAAGCUCCACGUGUGAUAAUGGAGAGUGAUAAUCAUACAGCGUCCGUGGCCGGAGAGACGCUGGCCCCCCUGUGCACGGUCCGCUGCUGUGGGCUUCUAAACCGCACUUUGGCGGUCAUGUUCAUGGUUUGUUUGGCCUUUGCCAUCGUUGUGGGAAACGUGAUCACACUUACUGUUCUCAUGCAGACGCGGCAUUCCCGAACACCGCAGGGCUACCUCAAAGUGUCAUUGGCCAUCGCAGACAUGGUGGUUGGAGUUUUGGUGGUGCCAUUUUCCGUAUACACCGAGAUCUCCCUCAUGGUAACCGGAGCUCCACCACAGUGGUACCAGGGCGUAUCCAAGGCCUCUCAGGGUGGUGUACCGGGUCCUUGGCAACCAUGCAUGCUGAUGGGUCCGCUUUUCGCAGGCUGCACCUUCGUAUCCAUCAGCACCAUCUUUUUUAUGACAGUGGAGCGUAGCGUGGCCAUCCUUUAUCCGCUGCAUAAGGACGCCCUCGUGACGCACCGUCGCAUCCUCUUCCUGAUCUUUUCAUCCUGGGCCGGCAGCUUCUUACUGGCCAAUGCACCACUCAUCCUGAGCAACAACUUUACGCUGGAAUACAACGAGUGCAGUCGCUUGUGCAACUACGUCCCGGUACUGAUCGGACUUCGGGUGCCUGCAGACGCCAACAUUCUGCUCCUCUUUCCAGCGUUUGAUUUCACUCUACUGGGUGGCACGCUGGCCGUCAACAUCAUGUCCUUCACCAGUAUCCGUCGGUACUCUCGUAAGCGCAAGCUCCUCCUCUCCGAGGGAGCGGACGCGGGGACCGGCGGGUGUACCCACAGACCAUCGUUUUCCGACAUCAAAGCAGCAAAGACCAUCGGAAUCCUCACGUUUGCCUUCACGGCCUCCUUCAGUCCUAUCGCUGUGUUUGUGCUGGGGAACGUGGUGGGCUACACCUGGUGCAAGUUCUCCUUCGUUGCGUUUUGGAUUCUGGCGGGCAGCAGCUGUUGCAAUGUCAUCAUUUACAGCGUGCAUGACCAGCGUUUUAGGAACGGGCUGAGUCUGCUCUUUCAGCGGGACAGAUCUCAUGCUCUCUCGGAGAAAAGCUGACUUGGGUUCGGCUGUAACCUCACAGUGACAAUUCUUUCAUCAUUUACUCACUCGCAUUCCAAACCUGUAGGACUUUCUUCUUCAGAACACAAAAGAAGAUAUCUUGAAGAACCCAUUGACUUCCAUUGUAUGGACACAAAACCACUGAGGCAUUUCUCAAAAUAUCUUCUUCUGUGUUCCACAGAUUUUUUGGGGGGGGUUAGGGUUUAGCUCUUCUGCCUCGAGAGAUUAACGGUUUGUUUUUCAGGUUCUCUUUGAUAAAGGGUUCAGGGACAACGAUAAGGACCUUUCACUUUGUCUUGUGGUGUAUUAUAUUCUUGAAUUUACUUAGUAUUUAUGCAACAGAUAUCACAAGAAUCAUCUUCAUGCGAGUCAUCGUAAGUAGGACACCAGACAAAUAAGAGGCCUUAUUAAGAUUUUAUUACAUUUAUUCUC
Triplophysa rosa is the source of this 1820-nucleotide messenger RNA. Its product is annotated as adenosine receptor A3-like. The coding region runs from base 168 to 1385 and encodes 405 amino acids. The transcript has 3 exons. The record is from RefSeq and is a predicted model, not a curated record. Gene Ontology annotation, biological process: G protein-coupled receptor signaling pathway. Gene Ontology annotation, molecular function: G protein-coupled receptor activity. Lineage: Eukaryota; Metazoa; Chordata; Actinopteri; Cypriniformes; Nemacheilidae. Gene Ontology annotation, cellular component: membrane.